CAUGAGAAAUAUUUUACACAAAUACUGAGUGGAAAUCUUUCGAUAUUCUUGUAAUAAAUUUUGGCAAACAGCUUGGAAAACGUUCUUGUUAUUACAACUGUUGAAGGAGAAAAAAAUUAUUAAAAUGAUAACCAAACUAGCGCAUCCACGUUGGAUAUGUUUCCUCGUUUUGCUGUUUGUUGGUGAGGUUUUCAACCAGAAUCAGACGAUUGUCUACGAACAAGCUCAGCGAAGUAGCUCUCCAUGUUUGAGUGAAAGUACUGUUUGUGCCGACGUCUAUUCAUUCACCAAGACAGUAAAUGGAAAAAGGCAAAAAACUGAACGCCGAGUUAUCAACUGUCUGUGUCAAGGAGGACAGUGCCCAAAUUCGACGACCCACAAUAUAUACGAUACAUCCAAGCACAAGUUACAGUUGUGUCAACCGAUAUCGAGCCUGGAAACAUGUCGCCCCAACCAGACGGCACACGAAGUUCAUCUCCAGGACAAAAAGUUUGACUUGUUUAGUUAUACGACUGUGAAAUGCUUAUGUCCUCAUCACCUUGAAUACCUGCCCGGUCCCUUCAAUCGAUCAGUGAAAUAUGGUAAUACCAACUUUGUUACAAACCAUGUUGUGCACCAUUAUACUUGCAACAUUCCGAAUAAUGGAAAUUAAAUAUGUUGGACAAUUGAAAGCUUUAUGGUGGAAAAUAAGUUGACCAAUCACUAAAGGAUAACCAAUAUUAUGACACAAAAAUAUCCAAAAAGAAAAUUUUAGUAUAUACGCAUCGUUUGAUUAGAAUCUGUGAAAUAUUCCGAUGAUCAGAUUAUUCUCUAU
Octopus sinensis (East Asian common octopus) is the source of this 814-nucleotide messenger RNA. RefSeq lists its product as uncharacterized. The record is from RefSeq and is a predicted model, not a curated record. The transcript is spliced from 5 exons. Bases 125 to 652 code for a protein of 175 amino acids. Lineage: Eukaryota; Metazoa; Mollusca; Cephalopoda; Octopoda; Octopodidae.